This is a messenger RNA of Symbiodinium necroappetens, 285 nucleotides long. NCBI's taxonomy places the organism in Eukaryota, Dinophyceae, Suessiales, Symbiodiniaceae. The record is from the annotation of a GenBank genome assembly.
AUGGUCGGGACGCAUGGUGUGGUCUCGGCGGUGGAUGGCACGGAUCGCGCAGUCUAUGCAGGAACCGUACCAAUCUAUGGAUGUGACAGCUUCGAGCUUUUCUCAGAGGGAACAAGCUCGUCCGAUCAGCGGGAGAAGUACAAUCUGCCUUGGAAUGGGGCCUUGCAAAGACUCAGCGAGGCCAUUGAUUCGAAUCGGCACCUCUGGCGCAGUGUGCUACAGCGCCUUAUCGCGGAGAAGCCGUCCAAGCCAAACAAGGUGGAUCCUUGGACGAUCAAACCCUAA